AUGGAAAGCGUUAUUGCGUAUAUGCGGGGAGAGGUGGCACUCUCUGAAGUAAUUAAGGCAUACCCUACCAAUACAACAAAUACAAAGGCUUCUGCAUAUAUUUUGUUUGAAAGCUUAAAAGACAUCACAGCCCCCAAUGCACUUAGUCUGCACAUAAUGGCGGUAGAAAAAUUCUUUAGAAAAGAGUAUAUUCCAGGACUAUUUUCUGAGUAUAUAAGAAUUCUUGUGAACCAAAGAAUGAAAAUACACCAUGCUGAGAUAAUUAGAGUAAUGGUAUAUUCUCUUUCUAAGCUGGAGAGGCUGGGAGAGGUCUUAAACUUGGAAGAAAAACUUUUUUUACUUCUGAAGACAGAGCACUCAAAGGAAAUAGAUUUAACCGAUAUACUGAGAGUGUGUCUGAGUAAGGGAAGUUUAGAGUGGAUGAAUAGAUACUCUGAAGUAGUACUAGAAAAAAAGUGUAGAGAACUAUAUGCAUCUAUAGACAAAAGUGUGGUUAGCUGCAUACUCAUGAAAGCUAUAGGAUCAGCAGACAUAGCAAAAGUAAUAGAUGAAAGGAAAGAAUUGCUUAGUGGAAUGUCUGAAUAUAAUCCAUCCAUACUUCUUCCAUUGGUUAACUCAUGCAUUUCUUACAUACUGUGCAAAGAAAUAGAAAACAGAUCGAGUAUUGUAGUCAAUAGCAAUAAACAGCAUAUAGCCGUGUCUAGUACUGGGUGCUCUGAUGUAAUUAACAUAGCCUCUAGUGACACACAUAGACUAAAAAAGACAGUGCAAGUAUUGCCAGCGAGUUCAUCAGGUGAGGUUUUAGCACAGUCUAUACCUGAUUACAUGCUGGACAAGCACAGAAAAGCAAUAGUUAACUGGCUAAGAGCGCUUAGAAAGUCCUUUAUAGAACAAAAAACUAUAGGCAGUUCAGAUGAAGAUGCACCCUUAGUUGAUUUGAUGCAUAAAAAUAGUGAUUCUAGCGCGCAUGCUUUAGUAAAAACCCUCGCAUGCACUAUUCUGUCUAAUAAAACAGAAAGGCUCUUGGCAGAGUCUAUUUCUAUGCUUAAUGGUAAAUCUGUUCUUCUGUUGUGUGAUGUAUGCAAUGACAUAAAUGUGCCGGCAGGAAGCUUGCUAUCCAGAGACUUGCUAAUGAAGUUGCUUGAAGUGUCAGGCGAUAUAGAGUAUAUUAAAUCACAGAGCAUUGGCCAUAUACUCAAUAUAAAAGAAGAGUUGCAAAUAAGGUAUGAUUACUAUUUGACCAGAAUACUACACAAAGGCAUAACACUCACUGUUUCUCUUAACUUAAUAUGCCUUAUCAUAGCGUGUGGAUAUCAUAGCAGGAUUGUUGGUCUGGCAGUGCGGCUGUCUGAAGUGCUUAAACAAAUGGAAUACAGAAAUAGAAGUGGAUUUAUGCUUUGUAACAAAGAGCAGAAUCAUGAAAUGGAGCUUAUUCCACCCAUACUUAGUAGAAUUAUAAGAACCGUUUAUAUAAAGAAGAAAGACUUACAACGAAUUUUACAGGAGGUUAUUUAUCUUAUUACUAUUGAAAAUGUUCAAUUGGUUAAAGGCCUCUACCAAGUUCUUACUGAAAUAAUAUAUGCGUACAAAACACUGGACGAAGGAGUUUCAGAAAAAAUGUAUGGUCUUAAAAAGCCAGCACAUAGUAAGUGUGGAUAUCUUGAAAAUGUCUAUACCCUGCCGGAAAUAGAGAACCCGAGCAGUAAUCAAAGCAAACAGUGCUCUACACAAAAAGAACUUAGCAGCACUGCAGAUAUAGCUAAUAACAAUACAAUGACAGUAUCUGUUGAAAUAUUUAAUAUUCUUGAGGUUGAUGGAUUUAGCCACUCUGUUAGAACAGAGAUAAUGGAGUUGAUUAUGGCAAUGAUACAAACUACAGAUGGCUUUUUAAUCAAAAGAUUGCAGAAUAAUCUGAUUCCUGAAAUACUGGAUUACUAUAUUUCAAAUAAUAUCCUUAUAAACUGUAAUGAUACUGCAGUAUUAAUACAGUUCCUUAUAUGCGUCUCUAAACAUAGAUUGACAGUACAAAACACGAUUAAGCUAGUUUUUCUUCUAAUGAUACUUAUAGAAAGAAGCAUUGCACGGUCAGAAGAUAUUAUUAAGAUUUUAUAUGAGAAAGACAAAUAUUCUUUGGCCUGUUCUGUAUACUAUAAUGUAAAAAAAGAUAGAAAAGCUCGAAAGGCCUCAAUAAUCUCGCCACGCACUAUAACUAAAAUACAGAAAAUAUUUAUAGCAUAA
This is a messenger RNA of Nematocida parisii ERTm1, 2238 nucleotides long. RefSeq lists its product as uncharacterized. The record is from RefSeq and is a predicted model, not a curated record. Lineage: Eukaryota; Fungi; Microsporidia. Bases 1 to 2238 code for a protein of 745 amino acids. The transcript has a single exon.